GCUCCUGCAAGAGUCGAGUUGUUUCACUUCUCACGCGACUCGCUUUCGAGACACAUCGGCUCUUUUGUCACAAGAUAAAAUAAAUUUUUGGCUAAGAAAUAAAUAAAAAUAAAAUAUAAUAUCGGUACUUUCUCCGUCAAUAAUGCGUCUCCAGAAAAGUUUAUAAAAAAACCCGCGCGAGUGCUGUGAAUCCCCGAAUUUCAAGUGCAAAGAAAUAAUUAAUUAAUAAAAAAAAAUUAAGGAUUUUUUAAUUUUUGAAAAUAAUGCCAAGAUUAAUUAUUUUGGUGGUUGUUAUCAGCAUCGUCACACUUGAGGUAGCUGAAGGAAGACCGCGAAUCCGUCAUCACCGUGGGGAUGCAAGAUGCAACCGGUGCGGUCCAGGUUGGGGAGUAACAAAGCCUUGCACCUCGGACCGAGAUACCGAGUGCAGCAAAUGCAAGCCUGGUACCUACAGCCCUCACCACAACCUCCAGUCCUGCUGGAUCUGCUCGCGAUGCGGCCCUGGCCUCUACGAAGCUCACCGUUGCACUUCUAAAACAGACACUGUCUGUGACUCUUGCUACCGUCACGCCCCUGAGAAUCCUGACUACCACAAGAAAUGCUCUGAACACAAGAACCUCUUCCUGGCUCCUGAAGACGCAAUCAACACCGGGGAACAGAGCUCUCUGGUGAACCAAGAAGACGAUGGUGAAGAUCAGAAGAUGCGUGCGGCUAUUUUGGCGGAUGACGUCAAGGCCGAGUUUUUCAUAAAUUAAUUUAUUUAAAAAUUUUAAAAAACAAAACUAGUCACUGAAAGACGAUUUUCUACUUGUAUAUACAUAUUACAUAUAAUUAUAUAUAUAGAUAUAGAUAUUUAUAUUUAUUUU
Cotesia glomerata is the source of this 866-nucleotide messenger RNA. RefSeq names its product tumor necrosis factor receptor superfamily member 14-like. The transcript has 2 exons. Gene Ontology annotation, biological process: Rho protein signal transduction. Bases 264 to 755 code for a protein of 163 amino acids. Gene Ontology annotation, cellular component: cell surface; plasma membrane. The record is from RefSeq and is a predicted model, not a curated record. Gene Ontology annotation, molecular function: coreceptor activity; death receptor activity; nerve growth factor binding. NCBI's taxonomy places the organism in Eukaryota, Metazoa, Arthropoda, Insecta, Hymenoptera, Braconidae.